Vespula pensylvanica (western yellowjacket) is the source of this 1217-nucleotide messenger RNA. RefSeq names its product fibroin heavy chain-like. The record is from RefSeq and is a predicted model, not a curated record. The transcript is spliced from 4 exons. Bases 75 to 1217 code for a protein of 380 amino acids. NCBI's taxonomy places the organism in Eukaryota, Metazoa, Arthropoda, Insecta, Hymenoptera, Vespidae.
UUCAUAAACUGCGUAUAAAUAUCUCGCAUGAAUUUUCAAAAUUCGGAAGUGAAAUAAGAAACAUCCAAGCAACCAUGAAGGUAAUAGCGUUCUCUCUACUGUGCAUUGUGGCUUCUACCACAGCCUUUUCGAUAAGUUCUUCUUUCAAAACGAGUGCAGCAUUAAAAGGAGGUCCUAUCAUAAGAAAGAUUCCAGGUGCAGGAAUAAUUGAAGCUAUUAAAGAAUCACAAUCAGGAGGCGCAGCGGCAAGACCAGGUUCUAAUGCAGGAUCAAGUGUAGGAGCGGGCGCACCAGCAGGUGCAGGUGCAGGUGCAGGUGCAGGUUCUAAUGCAGGAGCAGGUGCAGGAGCAGGUUCUAAUGCAGGAUCAGGUCCAGCAGCAGGAUCAGGUGCAAGAGCAGGUUCUAAUCCAAGAUCAGGUGUAGGAGCAGGCAUAGCAGCAGCACCUAGCAGUUCUGAACAACCAACCGAAGCACCUAGCAGUUCUGAACAACCAUGUGAAGAAUCUAGCAGCUCUGAACAACCAAGUGAAGCACCUAGCAGCUCUGAACAACCAAGUGAAGCACCUAGCAGCUCUGAACAAUCGAGCUCUACCUCACCAAGUGGAUCGGGUGUAGGAGCAGGCGUAGGAGCAGGCGCAGGAGCAGGCGCAGGAGCAGGAGCAGGCGCAGGAUCAGGCACAGGAGCAGGCGCAGGAGUAGGCGCAGGUGCAGGAGCAGGCGCAGGAUCAGGCACAGGAGCAGGUGCAGGAGCAGGCGCAGGAGCAGGCGCAGGAGUAGGCGCAGGCGCAGGAGCAGGCGCAGGAGUAGGCGCAGGCGCAGGAAUAGGUGCAGGAGUAGGUGCAGGAGCAGGUGCAGGAGCAGGCAGAGGAGCAGGCGCAGGAGUAGGCGCAGGCGUAGGAGUAAGUGCAGGAGUAGGUGUAGGAUCAGGCUCAGGAGGAAAAUUGGGUGCAGGAGUAAGCGUAGGAGUAGGUGGAAAAGUAGGUGCAGGAGUAGGUGGAAAAGUAGGUGCAGGAGUAGGUGCAGGAAUAAGCGUAGGAGUAGGUAGAAAAGUAGGUGGAGGAGUAAGUGUAGGAGUAGGCGCAGGAUUAGGUGGAAAAGUAGGUACAGGAGCAGGCGCAGGAAUAGGCGCAGGAUUAGGUGGAGCAAUAGCUGCAGGAUUAGGAAAUCUAGCUGCAGGACUAAAUGGAGGAGCAAGAGGUCAUAUUGGAGUAUUUUGA